Molecule: messenger RNA, 1398 nt
Organism: Cavenderia fasciculata
Lineage: Eukaryota; Evosea; Eumycetozoa; Acytosteliales; Cavenderiaceae
Exons: 3
Coding region: 1-1398 (465 amino acids)
Source: RefSeq, a predicted model, not a curated record
AUGAGUACAAGUAACAAUUUCAAAUGCUCAGAAGAUUUUCCAACCUCUGACAUUGUACUCGGAUUCUUAUUAUCCGUUGGUAUCUUUAUAUCAUUCUUGCCUCAAAUAUUAGUAUUAAUCUUUAGAAAGAAUGUAGAAGGUUUAUCUGUGAUUAGUUGUUGGUUCAACUAUGCCAAUUGUAUGGGAACAUUUCUAAAUAUUCUAUUUUUAAAUUGGUUCAUCUUUGAAUGUUGUGGUGAUUCUACUCUUCGUUGGAUGGUAACUAUAUCAAAUAUCAACUUUGAAUCUAUCUAUCCUUUGUUUAAUUCAUGGGUAUGUUUUGAAAAUUUAUUACCAGUUGUUCAAAUGGGAGUACCAUUUGUAACGACUGGAGUUAUAUUUGGAUUGUAUGUUUUGUAUAGACCAAAGUUACCACCCUUGUCAUCAAUCAAGAAUAUGAACAAGGAUGGAGAGAAUGGUGGUGAAACCGAUUCGCCAUCAACCAUUACCGAUGACAAUAAUACUACUACAACUACAUCGACAACAUUACAAAAUAGUAGUAGUGUAAAUACUACCAACCAUGAUUCUUCUGAUUUCACAACAGGAGGUAGUAAUAAUGGUGGUAGUGGUAGUUCAACACCAAUCUUACCAAAAAAGAAAAAAGCAGAGAUUGCACCAGACAGUUUCCUGAUGCAACAAGGAAACAAUCGUAUUGAGAGACUGUUUAUUCGUAUGGAUUGGUACUCUCAACCAUUCUUUUGGGGUACCAAUCUUGCUACGAUUGUAUUUUUCGUGAUUGGUGUGGCACUUGUCUAUGGCUACGGAUCAAAGUCGACACAGUUGGAAGGAUACGCAUUCUUUUUGGGUGUGCUUGCUGCCAUCCUUGUAUUUUUCCAAUGGAUGCCCCAAAUCUACACUACGUGGUUGGCCGAUGAGAUUGGAUCGCUCUCCCUCGUUUCACUAUGCAUCCAAGUGCCAGGUGCCUUGUUGGUGUGUUAUUUCCAAUUGUCGUCGGGUCAGUCGUGGAUCACUUGGUUCCCCUACCUAGCCACUGCCAUUCAAGAAGGUGUUCUUGUCGUUCUAUGUAUAUACUAUUUGGUUAGAGAUAAAAGAAGAAAACGAAAACAAGAAAAAGAAGAACAAGAAAAGAAAAAUCAACAAGGAUUAGGUGGAGUAGGAGAUGAUUCAUCAUCAUCAUCAUUACCUUCAAAGGAUCUUGAUCAUUCAACCAAUCAACCAUCAAGUCAAGAUCAACAACAAUACCAACAACAACAACCAGAUAAACAAGUUAUUGAUGAAACAACAUCUAUUAAUACAACUGGUAGUGGUAGAUCAAUUGGAAUUAAUAAUACCGACAAUGAUAAUGAUAAUGAUCAAUCUGGUGGACAUGAAUAUUAUCAAAGUACUCCUGGGAUUUAA